AUCCGUUUCACCACGACCGGAUGUUGACGAUUAGCUACUGUAUUGUAACUAAACGAGGCCAAAGUUUCUUGUGGAUAUUAUGUAACGUUAACUAUUUGCUUUGCUGUGUGUUUAUUAUUUAUUUAUUAACAUGUUAACAGUGCAAAGAGUUGUUUUAUCCUCACGGCCAGGAAAAAAUGGCCAUCCAUCUCCUGAUAACUUCCGUGUGGAGGAGGCGAAUUUGUGCACUGAGUUAAAACAGGGAGAAAUCCUUGUCAGGACUCUGUAUCUGUCUGUUGACCCCUAUAUGCGUUGUCGCAUGAAUGACGAUACGGGUGCUGAUUAUCUGCUACCAUGGAGGCUUGAGGAGGUCAUUGAUGGAGGUGGAGUUGGUGUGGUGAAGGAUAGCAAGAACACACAACUGGCCAUCGGUGACAUUGUCACCUCCUUCAACUGGCAUUGGCAAACUUAUGAUGUGAUUGAUGGCAGCUCUGUAGAGAAGGUUGACCCCAGUAUGGUUGAUGGCCACUUGUCAAAUGUUUUGGGGGCUGUAGGCAUGCCUGGACUCACUGCUCUGCUCGGUGUGAGAGAGAAAGGACACGUAAUUCGUGGGGCUGGACAGACCAUGGUGAUUAGUGGAGCAUCUGGAGCUUGUGGUUCACUCGCUGGACAGAUUGGUAGAUUGGAUGGCUGUGAAACAGUGGUUGGGAUAUGUGGCUCAGAUGAGAAAUGCCAGACCCUGGUGUCUCAGCUCGGGUUCACAGCAGCUGUGAAUUAUAAGAAGGGAGACGUCUCAACAGCACUGAGGAACUGUUGUCCCAAUGGAGUGGACAUCUACUUUGACAAUGUUGGGGGUCCUAUCAGUGACACAGUCAUAUCACAGAUGAACAGUGGCAGUCAUGUGAUCUUGUGUGGGCAGAUCUCUCAGUACAAUAAAGAUGUACCCUAUCCACCUCCGCUGAGCAAGGAGACACAAGAAGCUCUGCGUUGCAAAAACAUUACCAGGGACAGAUUUAUGGUUCUGAACUACAUGAAUAAACAUAAAGAAGGUCUGGAGCUGCUGAGCCGGUGGGUGAAGACCGGCCAAGUUAAAGUGUUAGAAACUGUAGCAAAUGGAAUUGAAAACAUGGGGGUGUCCUUUUGCUCUAUGAUGACUGGAGGCAACAUCGGGAAGCAAAUCGUUAAAAUUUCAGAUUGAGCCACAUCUAGCCUGCUGUUUUUCCCCCCACAAGCAGCCUUGUAUGUCUUGUAUUUAUAUAGAGAACAUGAUGAGCAUGGUGUGCUGUGGUGGAUGCUGUCUUGAAUGGUUCACAUGAAGAGCCUUUUCACUUAAAGUGCAAUAACUGUGUUUUUUCUGGUAAACAUGUCACUAAAAUAAUUUUUUUACCCUGUCACUAAUGACACUGAGAACAUUGCUGUUUUUCCUGGAUCAUAGUAAAAAGGUUGUUUAUCCCUCAAAAGUAACUUAGUCAAUGGAUUAAAUGCGGCAUUAUAGCAAUUAUCUUCUAAGGGUUUACCAGAAAUAUUUACAAGUAUAUACACCCGUGUGUAUAACCGGUACCUUUCAUGAAAAUGACUUAUAAGUAAUAAAAUUAGAAGGCAUUAAAA
Molecule: messenger RNA, 1587 nt
Organism: Tachysurus fulvidraco (yellow catfish)
Lineage: Eukaryota; Metazoa; Chordata; Actinopteri; Siluriformes; Bagridae
Gene: ptgr2
Product: prostaglandin reductase 2
Exons: 9
Coding region: 131-1177 (348 amino acids)
Biological process (GO): prostaglandin metabolic process
Molecular function (GO): 15-oxoprostaglandin 13-reductase [NAD(P)+] activity
Source: RefSeq, a predicted model, not a curated record